Molecule: messenger RNA, 2344 nt
Organism: Populus euphratica (Euphrates poplar)
Lineage: Eukaryota; Viridiplantae; Streptophyta; Magnoliopsida; Malpighiales; Salicaceae
Product: probable protein phosphatase 2C 52
Exons: 6
Coding region: 685-2109 (474 amino acids)
Biological process (GO): protein dephosphorylation
Molecular function (GO): protein serine/threonine phosphatase activity
Source: RefSeq, a predicted model, not a curated record
UUUGUGUGUGGUUCUCUCGCUUUGUUAAUGAUAAUUAUGUAAUAGUUGAUAUAUUUGUUAUACUCUCUUUUUAAGGCCAUCUUUUGAUUCUGUUUUGACAAAAUCAUACCUUUGUUUCGUCCUUUUUUUACUUUUCUGUUUCUGCUUUAUCUCUUCUUGGUUUUCUCUCUAGUGGGAAUUCAAAGUUCUACGUUUCCCCUCCCCCCUCCCUCUCUCUUUACUUUGAAAUAACGGUCCCGUCUUAAUUUUGAAGUUGCUUUGAUGGGUUUCUUUUUUUUAAGUGGAAACUAAUUGCAAAAUGCAUACUUUGUUCUAUCUUUAUGUCUUUUAUGGACAACCCACCAGAAAUCUGAGGGUUUUAAUUGAGGUUGUGCCAAAUAGUAUGCUACUUUUCAACUCUUUGUUUUGAUCUUUUCCUUGGUUCUCUACUCAAGCAUAAAAGCCCGUUUAAUCGUUGAUUUGCGCAAUCACUUGUGGAUUAUAUUUGACCAAGAUUAAAAAGGUCAUGGUUUUCUACGUUGGGGUGUACAGUGACUAGUGUGGGAAUCUUUGAUGUUUUAGAUAGUCUUUUUCUUGGUUGACUAGCUAGCAAAAUUCGGAAUUUAACGCUAGAUCUGUUCUGGAAAUAAGAGGAAACUUUUCUAUUAAUUAAACCAUAGAUGUCUUUGUUCUGGGAUUGAGCAAAUGGGAGCUUGUGUUUCAACUAGUCGGAAUGCUUGCAGCAGUAAGAGCAAUGGAGAACCAUUUCCUCUGCCUUGCUUGGGGAUUGGUUUUUGCCGGCAAAAGAGAACUAAAAGAACAUUCUCUGAUCAUGUGGUCACACUACAACAUUUACCAUCCAUACCUAACAGGGUUUUCACCAAUGGAAAGAGCCGAACUUCUUGUAUAUUCACACAGCAGGGUCGCAAGGGCAUAAACCAGGAUGCAAUGAUUGUGUGGGAAGAUUUCAUGUCAGAGGAUGCGACCUUCUGUGGUGUUUUUGAUGGUCAUGGUCCUCAUGGCCAUCUAGUUGCCCGCAAGGUCAGGGAUGCCCUGCCUGUAAAAUUGCAAUCAUUUUUGAACUCUUGUCAGUCAAGGCAAAAUGGGUCAGAUCAAGCUUGUUUCAAGGGGAAUUUGAUGAAAUCAGAUGUUGGGGAUUUGGACAAGGAUGGCUCUGUCGAGGAUAAAUUGAAUUCUUUAUGGAGAGAAGCAUUCCUGAAGUCAUAUAAGGCCAUGGAUAAAGAGCUGAAAUCCCAUCCGAAUUUGGACUGCUUCUGCAGUGGGAGCACAGCUAUCACUAUUGUGAAACAGGGCUCCAAUCUAUUCAUGGGAUAUAUUGGGGAUUCCCGUGCAAUCAUGGGAUCUAAGGACAGCAAUGAUUCCAUGGUGGCAGUCCAGUUGACUGUUGAUCUGAAGCCUGAUUUGCCAAGGGAAGCUGAAAGAAUUAAGCGGUGUAAAGGUAGGGUGUUUGCAUUGCAAGAUGAGCCUGAAGUGCCAAGAGUUUGGUUACCAUUUGAUGAUGCCCCUGGCUUGGCAAUGGCUCGGGCUUUUGGUGACUUCUGUUUGAAGGAAUAUGGAGUGAUCUCCAUACCUGAGUUUUCACAUCGGACCCUUACAGAGAGGGAUCAAUUCAUCGUUCUUGCCUCAGAUGGGGUUUGGGAUGUCUUGAGCAACGAAGAGGUGGUUGAGAUUGUAUCCUCAGCUCCAACACGGGCAUCAGCUGCAAGAAUUCUGGUGGACUCAGCUGCUCGUGAAUGGAAGCUCAAAUACCCAACUUCAAAGAUGGAUGACUGUGCUGUUGUUUGCUUAUUUCUGGACGGGAAAAUGGACUCAGAAUCGGAUUAUGAUGAACAAGGCUUUUCCUCAGCAACUCUUGAUCAGAGCAAUCAUUCUGGCAAUGCUGCUGAAUCAGAUGAUGGGCAGAAAUCUGAGCCAUGUUUGCAAAGAAAUUUUACAGUUAGAUCUGCAGAAGAAAUUGAUAAUUAUGGAAGGCAAGCUGUUGAAGUUGAUGGAGAUGGCGGAGCAGUGAAUAAUGCUGAGGAUCAGAGUUGGUUAGGUUUGGAAGGAGUCACUCGAGUGAAUUCACUUGUUCAACUUCCAAGAUUUUCUGAGGAAAGACCAGGCCCAUAAUUUUUGUGGUAUCUACAUAGAUGAAAUGGGGCUGCCAUCAUUGUAAUAUUUUGGCUCUUGAGCCUCAUUAUACCCAGAAAGUUCUGUUGUUCUGGUGGCCAAUGUUUUGAAACUUUGUCCAGGUAAAUUAUCGCCGCGGUCCCUUUUGUUGUAUGUUCACAGAAAUGUAGAAAGACAGCUUUAUUCAGAGAAUUGAACUAAACAUAGCUCUGUUAAUACCACUUUAUCUUCUGUC